AUGCCGAAGAGGAAGGGUACGGACAGCGAGGCCGACGUGGACGCCACCAAGGAGAAGGAGGAGGUCAAGGAUGAGGAGGCCGAGACUGACGAAGUAGCGAACACGAAGACGAAGAAAUCGACGACCAAGAAGGCCGCUACGACGUCGAAGAAGGCGAAGAAGGCUGAUACGACGGUCGAGCCCCGACGAAGCGGGCGAUCGAGGCGUGGCGUGGGACCCGAUCGCUACUCGCCGGCCGCGGGCAAGAGCCGACGAGCGCGACCUGCAUCGAGCGACGAUGACGAUGAGGACUACGGGGUGAGCAGCCGACGCAAGGCGCAGCUGGCGGCCGCGGCCAAGAGGAAGAAGAAGGCCGCCGCCGAAGCUGCCAAGAAGAAGAAGGCCGCGGCCAGCAAGAAGAGGAAGCGAGAUGAGAGCGAAUCCGAAUCUGAAGAGGAAAGCGAGGAGGAGAGUGAGAGUGAAGAAGAGGAGGAGGAAAGCGAGGAGAGCGAGAGCGAGGAAGAGAAGAAGAAGUCGAGCAAGAAGGCUAAGGGCAAGCCGGCCGCCAAGAAGCAGAAGUCGAGCGGUGCGGCCAAGCUGGCCGACGACCAGGAGGACGCCCUCAACGGCAUGAAGGUCGAUGAGCUCAAGGAGCGUCUGCGUUCCAACGAUCAAGUCGUCACCGGUUCGAAGGGUGAGUUGAUCAGCCGCAUUCGUGACUGUGUGAAGAACGGCUGUCUUCCUCGCUGCCCCACGUGCUUCGGCGGCCGGCUGAAGAAGCAGGGCAAGGGCUUCUACUGCCCGGGCUCGUACGACGAUGACAAGUUCGUGCGAUGCAAGUACAAGUCGGACGACUGCGAGCGCGUGCCGUGGAAGAACGCCGACGGCCAGCCCAUCUAA
Acanthamoeba castellanii str. Neff is the source of this 879-nucleotide messenger RNA. RefSeq lists its product as uncharacterized. NCBI's taxonomy places the organism in Eukaryota, Discosea, Longamoebia, Acanthamoebidae. Gene Ontology annotation, molecular function: zinc ion binding. The transcript has 3 exons. Bases 1 to 879 code for a protein of 292 amino acids. The record is from RefSeq and is a predicted model, not a curated record.